Molecule: messenger RNA, 1524 nt
Organism: Propithecus coquereli (Coquerel's sifaka)
Lineage: Eukaryota; Metazoa; Chordata; Mammalia; Primates; Indriidae
Gene: MKLN1
Product: muskelin 1, intracellular mediator containing kelch motifs
Exons: 11
Coding region: 1-1524 (507 amino acids)
Cellular component (GO): cytoplasm
Molecular function (GO): protein binding
Source: RefSeq, a predicted model, not a curated record
AUGAGGUCAGAUUUGAUAGCCUUAUUUUUUUCCCACAGUGGCUUAAAGAACGAUUAUAACAAAGAAACCUUCACCUUGAAGCACAAAAUUGAUGAACAGAUGUUCCCUUGUCGAUUCAUUAAAAUAGUUCCACUCUUGUCCUGGGGGCCCAGCUUUAACUUUAGCAUCUGGUAUGUUGAACUUAGUGGCAUUGAUGAUCCUGAUGUAGUACAACCCUGUCUGAACUGGUAUAGCAAGUACCGUGAACAGGAAGCCAUUCGCCUUUGCCUAAAACACUUCAGACAACACAACUAUACAGAGGCUUUUGAAUCACUGCAAAAGAAAACCAAGAUUGCAUUGGAACAUCCCAUGUUAACAGAUCUUCAUGACAAACUGGUGUUGAAGGGUGAUUUUGAUGCUUGCGAAGAGUUGAUUGAAAAAGCUGUAAAUGAUGGCUUGUUCAAUCAGUAUAUUAGUCAACAGGAAUACAAACCACGAUGGAGUCAAAUCAUUCCCAAAAGCACCAAAGGUGAUGGAGAAGAUAACCGGCCAGGAAUGAGAGGAGGCCAUCAGAUGGUUAUUGAUGUUCAAACAGAGACUGUUUAUUUGUUUGGUGGCUGGGAUGGAACACAGGAUCUUGCUGACUUCUGGGCAUACAGUGUGAAGGACAACCAGUGGACAUGUAUCUCUAGAGACACUGAGAAAGAGAAUGGUCCUAGCGCCAGAUCAUGUCAUAAAAUGUGCAUUGACAUUCAGCGGAGGCAAAUCUACACGUUGGGGCGUUAUUUGGAUUCCUCUGUGAGGAACAGCAAAUCUCUGAAAAGUGAUUUCUAUCGUUAUGACAUUGACACAAACACAUGGAUGUUACUAAGUGAGGAUACUGCUGCUGAUGGAGGGCCGAAAUUGGUGUUCGAUCAUCAGAUGUGUAUGGACUCAGAAAAACAUAUGAUCUACACUUUUGGUGGUAGAAUUUUGACAUGUAAUGGAAGCGUAGAUGACAGCAGAGCCAGUGAACCACAAUUCAGUGGGUUGUUUGCUUUCAACUGUCAAUGUCAAACCUGGAAACUUCUUCGAGAGGACUCCUGUAAUGCUGGGCCUGAGGACAUCCAGUCUCGCAUAGGACACUGCAUGCUAUUCCACUCAAAAAAUCGUUGCUUAUAUGUAUUUGGUGGCCAGCGAUCAAAGACCUAUUUGAAUGAUUUCUUUAGUUAUGAUGUGGACUCUGAUCAUGUAGACAUAAUAUCAGAUGGCACCAAGAAAGACUCUGGGAUGGUUCCAAUGACAGGAUUUACACAGAGAGCAACUAUUGAUCCAGAACUGAAUGAAAUACAUGUUUUAUCUGGACUCAGCAAAGACAAGGAAAAGAGGGAAGAGAAUGUCAGAAAUUCAUUCUGGAUUUAUGACAUUGUGAGGAAUAGUUGGUCUUGUGUCUAUAAGAAUGAUCAAGCUGCAAAGGAUAAUCCAAGUAAAAGUCUUCAGGAGGAAGAACCAUGUCCAAGAUUUGCCCAUCAGCUUGUAUAUGAUGAGCUACACAAGGUAUCCUAG